CAAUACUGCAGCGGCACGCGCGCAGCUCUAUCUCUCUCGCUCCUGUCAAAAUAAUACAUGAUAACGUUUUCGUGAAAGAGGCGACGAACGGAGUUGACACAGUGUCGGACGGGGCUUGCUCGACGUCAUGUCGCACGUGCAAUACGUCGACGAGCUCGUCAAGGAGUACCUGCUCUUCCGCGGCUUCAGUCAGACUUUGCGCGCCUUCGACGCCGAUCUCAAAGCAGAAAAGGAGAAAGGCUUCAGGGUUGAUAAAAUAGUUGACCAAUUUUUGCAAUACAUACACACGUACGAUUUGCCAUCGUUACGGGAAUUAUGGGCACACUUGGAUACGAGAUUGUUCACUCGUUUGGAAAAUCAUUUUGUUCCCUGCAUAAAAAAGCUGGAAAAUGCUGUGCUCAAGAUGUAUCUUGUCAAUGCGGUGACAACAAACAAGCCUGACAAAGUUCAGGAAUUUUUUGUUAAAAUGACAUCAGAAUUACAGGGACAUUCUGAAUGGAGGGAAUGGUUUGCGCUGCCAUUUCUAAAAAAUCCAGAAGAUAAUCCUAUAUUUUCUGUCUACUUCAGUAGACAAUGGCAAGAUACAAUGAUAGUCUCUUUACACAAUUUUUUAGCUACUAUUUUUCAGUGUAUGCCAAUGCCUACAUUACUUAUGAUAGAUGAGGACACCAACAAAAUACGACGAUUAAUACAUGAAAAUAUGAGAUUAAAAGAGCAAAUUGGUGAAAUGAUAAAAGUAGAUUCAAUUUUAGAUGUUAAUGCUGGACCAACACCACAACAAUCUCCAUUGAUGGAUGAUUUUUACAUUAUAGCACAAGAAUCCCCCAUAGUAGAUAAUCCAAAAACAUUAAGAAAUCUUAUUCGUAACAUUGGUGGUGGCUCAAGUCCAAUUCUAAGUAGAAAGUCUUCAAGUAGUAUUAAAAAACAUACAGAUUCAGAUGCUACCAUAACUAAAAGAGCUAACAGUAAAGGUAGAAUUACUUCUUUGAGUAAAUCUGAAGCUAUAUCUAAAAGAAGCACAAGCUGUGAUUCAAGACUGACUAGAAAAAGAGAUUCAUCUGUUGAUACUAGUAGAGAACCUCAAGAUAAGUUAGAUAAAAGUUAUAUUCUUUUGAGUCAGGAGGAGUACAUUGAACACAAAACUUCCAUUAUUCAAUGUAAAAGUAAUGCAAGCGGGUCUUAUGUAGCAACUGGAGAUGCUGAUGGUGUAAUUAAAAUUUGGACCCCAAUUCCAUCACCAAAAACUGUAGCAACCUUUACUUCUUCAACUGUUAAUUCUAAUAAAGCUGUAACAGCUCUAGAUUGGAUCUUUAAAAAUGAGCGUUACUUCAUCCAUGGAGACAAUAAUGGUGCAAUCCAGCUUCAUGAUACACGUGAUUGUAAAACUAUUUGGGAAAUUCAACAUGAUGGCUCACGAAUUGUUUCACUAGUGUGUAAUCCUACAGAUUCAAGUUUUGUUUGUUCAGUUUCUCAAGCUGGAGAGGGGAAGUUGCUUUUGUACAAUAUAAAAACAAAGCAGGUUGAACGAACAUUACCAUUAGAAAAAAAUCUUACAGCACUAUGUUCAAGUUUUAAUCAUAAUGGACAGUUACUAGUAACUGGCCUUUCCAAUGGAAAUGUUUUAAUUCAUGAUUUAAGACGAAAUGAGAUUAUAGAUAAUCAUAAUUGUCACUUUAGUCCAGUAAUUGACAUAGAAUUAACAAAUGAUUUUACAAACAUAUGUGCUCUAAGUGAAGAUGGAAAGUUAUGCCAAAGAAGCUUAAGUCAAACUGGAAAAAUUGUUUGGGAAUCGAAAUUUAAAAUAGAAAAAAAUUCUGUCCAUGGUAAACUAUUUACUUUUGAUCAAAAAGGUGCACACAUGCUACUUUGCUCACAGACUGGUGGAAACAUUUAUAAAAUGCCACCAAAUCCACAAGCCAAAAUGUUGGAGCUUGGAGGACACAAAGGUACUUUGUGCUGUGAUUGGUCUAUAGCAAAUCAAUCUGGCACUUGCAUAACAGGUGGAGCAGAAGGUAAAGCUAGAGUAUCUACCCUUCUUGCUCCAUGAUACAGAAGUAAAGUAAAUUAUUGUAUAAAUUCAUAGUGUAAAAUAUAGAGCAAAGCACUAUUGUGAAGUGCUGGGCUAGUAUAAAUUUUAUAAUUAUACGCAUAAAAAUAAAUAUUUAUUUACAAAAUUUAAAA
Trichogramma pretiosum is the source of this 2181-nucleotide messenger RNA. Its product is annotated as WD repeat-containing protein 91. Gene Ontology annotation, cellular component: late endosome membrane; early endosome membrane; extrinsic component of endosome membrane. Gene Ontology annotation, biological process: early endosome to late endosome transport. Bases 128 to 2047 code for a protein of 639 amino acids. The record is from RefSeq and is a predicted model, not a curated record. NCBI's taxonomy places the organism in Eukaryota, Metazoa, Arthropoda, Insecta, Hymenoptera, Trichogrammatidae. Gene Ontology annotation, molecular function: phosphatidylinositol 3-kinase regulator activity; protein binding. The transcript is spliced from 8 exons.